AGACGAGCAGAUGGGUAGAACACGUUGAGGAACUGUUGAAUAGAUCAGCUCCACUGAACACACCAACAUCGAAGCAACACACACAGACAUUCCCAUAGCUAUCACUCCAUCAACAAACGAAGAAAUCAGCAUUGUCAUCGGACAUAUCAAGUGUGGGAAAGCGGUAGUACCAGACAACAUAACAGCUGAACCAUUGGAGUUAUGCAUAGAAUUAAAUGCAAAGAUGUUUUGGGUUCACUUCGAGAAGAAGUGUUAGGAACAAUUAGCGACCGACUGGGAAGAAUGAUAACUCAUCAAGAUACGAAUGAAAGGAGAUGUGAGUAAGUGUGAGAACUACACAGGCAUCACACUACUGUCAGUACCAGGAAAGCUUUCCAACGGAGUGUUGUUGAACCGGUCGACAGAUUCAGUAGACGCACAAAUUCAUGAUCAACAGGUUGGAUUCCGUGAGGAUCGAUCGUGCACAGAACAAUUCGCGACACUACAAAUCAUUGUUGAGCAAUCGAUUCAAUGGAACUCGUCACUAAAUGCAACUCGCUUGAAUAUGAGAAAGCAUUUGACAGCGUGGAUAGGAGAUAACUAUAGAAUGUUUCAUGACACUAUCAUAUAGGUGAGGAGAUCAUCAACAACAUAUGCAAUUCAUUGAAUGAACUAUAGUGUAAUGUCGUGCAUGAGGGACUGCUCACAAAUGCAUUGCGAUUGAUGAUCAGUGUCAGUCAUGACUGCCUCAUUUCAUUCUCUCUAUU
Schistosoma spindalis is the source of this 746-nucleotide messenger RNA. NCBI's taxonomy places the organism in Eukaryota, Metazoa, Platyhelminthes, Trematoda, Strigeidida, Schistosomatidae. The record is from the annotation of a GenBank genome assembly.